AUGCCCCAUAGACGUGAAGUCUACCACUUGGCUGCCUCUUACCAGUUCCGCAUUGGGACAAAAUACCCUGUCCUUGGAGAGCUCCUAAGCCGUUUCACAAUGAAAUCAAGCAAGGACACUAUUCUUGCUCUCCGGCGUAUGAUGAAACAUGCCUGGGAUAAUUAUAAGCGUUACGCAUGGGGAUUAAAUGAACUGAAACCCAUAUCUAAGCAAGGACAUUCAAGCAAUUUAUUUGGUAACAUUCAAGGAGCAACAAUAGUGGAUGCCCUUGAUACACUAUACAUCAUGGAAAUGAAAGAGGAAUUCAAGGAAGCCAAAGAGUGGGUUGAAAAAAACUUAGAUUUCAAUGUGAAUGCUGAAAUUUCGGUAUUUGAAGUGAACAUCCGUUUUGUCGGUGGAUUACUUUCAGCUUACUAUCUUUCAGGAGAAGAGGUUUUCCGAAAAAAGGCCGUGGAGCUUGGAGAGAAAUUGCUACCUGCUUUCAACACUCCCACUGGGAUACCUUGGGCAUUGCUUAAUAUUAAGAG
Molecule: messenger RNA, 527 nt
Organism: Fulmarus glacialis (Northern fulmar)
Lineage: Eukaryota; Metazoa; Chordata; Aves; Procellariiformes; Procellariidae
Product: mannosyl-oligosaccharide 1,2-alpha-mannosidase IA-like
Exons: 5
Biological process (GO): N-glycan processing; carbohydrate metabolic process
Cellular component (GO): Golgi membrane; extracellular exosome; endoplasmic reticulum
Molecular function (GO): calcium ion binding; mannosyl-oligosaccharide 1,2-alpha-mannosidase activity
Source: RefSeq, a predicted model, not a curated record